Messenger RNA from Cylicocyclus nassatus, 605 nucleotides. NCBI's taxonomy places the organism in Eukaryota, Metazoa, Nematoda, Chromadorea, Rhabditida, Strongylidae. The record is from the annotation of a GenBank genome assembly.
AUGGGGGUGCCUGCGCUUUAUUAUAUGGGUCCAGGAUGCAUUUUCUCAACUAGGAACGACGUAAAUUUUGAAUUGCCUCGAAUUGCUGUAGUUGGUGGACAAAGUGCUGGAAAUCAUGUAAUGGAUCCAAAAGAUGUUCCAAAAAGUAUGAAAAGUGGACCUCGAUAUCUCGCUCCCCCUCACUUGAGAGGAAAAGCCACAAAAGAAUCGCUCUUAAAAAACACUGCGAAACCUUCAAAACAAGAGGAAAGGAGCAAGAUUGGAAAAUCGACCAUCUCUGCUCCUUACUUAUCGAAGGAGACCUAUAGAAAUCAGAAGCACAUUGUGAUAUCCUUAUCACUGAUGAAAGGCUCAAGCUCCUUUUUACAAAGUAAACGUGAAACAAGCCAGAGGAAGCAAUUAAAUAAACUGAAGCAUUGUUUACACUUUGAAGCGGUGCCGAGCAGAACUAAUACAAGUCCCCCAAGUACUAAAGCAGCCGUAGAAAAGCUAAAGGUGGACAAAGCAGCUACCCAGUCAGACACGCCAGCUCCUUCUGUCAGACCCAAAAAGACUAAAACACAAAGUGAGCGUAAAAAGAUGGAAAUACGCCCAGGUUGAAGUUU